Triticum aestivum (bread wheat) is the source of this 2460-nucleotide messenger RNA. Its product is annotated as protein FAR1-RELATED SEQUENCE 5-like. The coding region runs from base 1 to 2460 and encodes 819 amino acids. Gene Ontology annotation, biological process: regulation of DNA-templated transcription. The record is from RefSeq and is a predicted model, not a curated record. The transcript is spliced from 7 exons. Gene Ontology annotation, molecular function: zinc ion binding; nucleic acid binding. Lineage: Eukaryota; Viridiplantae; Streptophyta; Magnoliopsida; Poales; Poaceae.
AUGGAGCCCGUGCGGUUCCCUGUGGCCGCGCCGGCGGAGAUUCCUGCUCCUGCUCCGGCCGGUUCAAGUGCGGACGCCCAGAUCUAUCGGCCGGCAGCAUCCUGCGGGGAUAAGGCUCAGGGGUCCGAGCACUCAAUAGAGCAGUUGGACCCGAAGACACCAGGAUGGACGCAAAGGAUGCGUGUAGGUGCUGCUGCUCCAGGAAGGCCUCCUUGUGCGGACAGGAUCACGGCGCUGGAGCAAACCGUUAGAGAGUUUGCGGAUCAUCCAAGAGACAUAGUUAUGGUGCCAAAGAUUGGAACAAGUUUUGACACCCUCGUAGAAGCAUACGACUUUUACAAUUUAUACUCAUGGGAGAAAGGGUUUGGAAUUCGCUACGGAAAGAGUAGGCUGAACGUGAACAGGAGCAAGUGUAUGCAAGAGAUCGUGUGUGGAUGCGCGGGGAAGCCAAUCAUUGAGAAUACUCGUUCGUGCCGGUGUGAAUGCCCAUCCCUCAUCAGACUACUGAGAACAAAAGACAAUGGAUGCAAGGAUUUAGUGAAGCAGUUGAGGCAGAACAAUGUCAAUUUGUCAAAAGUCUACAACAUUAUUGGCAGCUUUUUUGGAAAGAUGGAGAAUGUGCCAUUUACCAAAAGAGCUCUGCGGAAUUUGUGUGGCAAGAUAAGCCGGGAGCAAGCAGAAGAUGAUGUUAGGAAAACAAUGGAAGUGUUUCAUGAUCUGUGCUCAAAGGAUCCACAAUUCACGUAUCGAGUUCAGGCGGACAAAGAGGGCAGGAUCAGCAACUUGAUGUGGGCUACAGGGAACAGUAGGCUCCAGUACAACUUCUUUGGGGAUGUCAUUACAUUUGACACAACCUAUAGGACCAACCUGUAUGACAUGCCAUUUGGGUUAUUUGUUGGAGUGAACAACCAUUUCCAGAGUAUCAUACUAGCUGGUGUGCUAGUUCGGCAUGAGACAGAGGAAACAUUUGAGUGGGUCUUCUCAGAGUUUGUUAGGAUAAUGGGGGGGAGGGCGCCACAAACAAUACUUACCGAUCAAAACAGGGCGAUGGAGGUUGCCAUAAGUAAUGUCAUGCCAAACACGGCUCACCGGUGGUGCAAGUGGCAUGUGCUAAAGAAGGCAAAAGAGCCGCUUGGCCCAUUGUACACAAAGAAGAGUGAUUUUCAACCAGAGUUUCACAAGGUUGUCAACCACAUGCUAACCAUAGAUGAGUUUGAGGAUGGCUGGAAGUACUUAAUAGAGAAAUACAACUUGAAAAGUCAUGACUACAUGACUAAUUUGUUUGAAAUACGGCACAAAUGGGCAAAGCCCUACUUCAAGGGGGUGUUCUGUGCAAAAAUGACCAGUACACAACGGAGUGAAAGCGCAAAUCACAUGCUAAAGAACUACGUGCCGCCUGGUUGCCCUAUGCAUGUUUUUGUGAGGAAGUAUAUGAGUUUAAUUUUUGACCAUGAGUCAGAAGAAAAUUAUGAGGAAAAGCGGACAACAAUUGGGAGGCCACUUAUGCGAGCAAAUAUGGCAACUGAGAGACACGCUGGGAAGAUUUACACAAGAGCUAUGUUCGAGCAGUUUGGCCAUAUACUGUAUGAGUGUGGUGCAUAUCAGGUAGAAGAAAAAGAAAAAGGGAAAGAGUAUAUCGCAAUACAUACAGAUGCUGCACGGCGGGAGAAGUGGUGCAGAACCUCAUACAAGGUGACGGUGAUUGAAGGUGGAGAUGAAUUUGAUUGCGAGUGCGGACAGUUUGCCCACAUGGGGCUGUUGUGUAGCCAUAUACUGAAGGUAAUGGACUUCAUUCGUGUGACAGAAAUCCCAAAGAAGCACAUUGUGAAAAGGUGGACACGAGAUGCGAGAGAUGUGCUUCCAGCCCACCUGAUGCAGUACCAGAGAGACAACGCUCAGGAAAACCCAUUUAGUUUCAGGCAUUUCAAUCUGUACAAGCAAGCCAUGGAGCUUGUACGCAUGGGAGACUCAAGUGUGGCAGCUUACGACCGCUUGACAUCACUAUUCAAUCACUGUGAAGCCGAGAUGAAGCCGUACACGGAUGUCAGAGAUGGCCUAGGUUUGGAGGACAGGUUAGCCGGCAAUGGUACUGUUCAGAAAAUGUUACAAUCAGGAGGCGACGUAUGCAAUCCGUUCGAAGCUACACAAGUCGACGACGGAAACGAUGACAGCAACUCGUCUAAUGAGUCUGCAAAUAGGAUCGAUAACCUGCUGGCACCUGCCAGACGGAAGCAAGUUGGGAGGCCGACAAUGAGUAGGGAGAAGGCGCCAUAUGAAGGUUUAAGUAAGAGAACUAGGUUCUGCGGGAUAUGUAGGCAGCAGGGACACAAGCGGACAACCUGUCCCGAACGAGGAGAUGUACCAAAGCAGCCACGCAAACCAGCAAGAUGCAAGAAUUGUGGAGUUGAAGGACACCGGAGGAACAAUUGCCACAAGGCCGCGCAACUAAGGCUGGUUUAA